AUGGGAGUUAAGGAGGAUGAAGGGGAUAGUGCUGUCGCUAUGCCCGUUGAUGAGGAGUAUAAGGGUGGGAAUAAGUUUGCGCAGCAUAUGAAGAAGGAUGAGGGGGGUCAGAGUGCGUUUAGUAAGAGCAAGACGCUGCGCGAACAGAGAGAGUUCUUGCCGGCUUUUGCAGUCCGUGAGGAUCUAUUACGGGUUAUUCGUGAUAACCAGGUUAUUGUUGUUGUUGGUGAAACGGGCUCAGGAAAGACAACGCAAUUAACACAAUUCCUGCAUGAGGACGGAUACUCAAAGUUUGGUUUGAUCGGGUGUACACAACCUCGCCGUGUGGCUGCUAUGAGUGUCGCGAAACGUGUUAGUGAGGAAAUGGAAGUGGAUCUUGGCAGUUCUGUCGGAUAUGCAAUUCGAUUCGAGGAUUGCACCAGCGAUGAAACGGUCAUCAAAUAUAUGACGGAUGGUGUCCUUCUACGAGAAUCAUUAGUUCAACCGGAUCUCGACAAAUAUUCUUGCAUUAUUAUGGACGAGGCACACGAGAGAGCAUUGAACACCGAUGUCCUGAUGGGUCUUUUGAAAAAGGUCCUAACAAGAAGAAGGGAUUUGAAGUUGAUAGUCACAUCAGCGACUAUGAACGCGGAACGGUUUUCGCGCUUCUACGGCGGUGCGCCAGAAUUCAUCAUCCCCGGGCGAACCUUCCCGGUUGAUGUUCAUUUCUCGCGCACCCCUUGUGAGGACUAUGUCGACAGUGCAGUCAAGCAGGUCUUGGCUAUCCAUGUUUCGCAGGGACCAGGUGAUAUCCUUGUCUUUAUGACAGGACAAGAAGACAUUGAAGCGACGUGCGAGUUGGUUGAUGAACGGCUGAAAAUGUUGAAUGACCCACCAAAGCUCAGCAUCUUGCCCAUAUACAGUCAAAUGCCGGCGGAGCAACAAGCGAAAAUCUUCGAAAGAGCUGCCCCUGGUGUUCGCAAGGUGGUCGUCGCGACAAACAUUGCUGAAACGAGCUUGACUGUCGACGGUAUCAUGUAUGUCGUCGACUCUGGAUACUCCAAAUUGAAGGUCUACAACCCCCGGAUGGGUAUGGACACGCUUCAAAUAACGCCGAUCUCCCAAGCCAACGCCAACCAACGAUCUGGAAGAGCGGGACGAACAGGCCCGGGAAAGGCCUACCGUUUAUUCACAGAAAUGGCGUAUAAAAACGAACUCUACCUGCAGACGAUUCCCGAAAUCCAACGAACCAGUCUUUCCAACACAGUACUUCUCCUCAAGUCACUCGACGUGAAAGACCUCUUGGACUUCGAUUUCAUGGACCCCCCACCGCAAGAGACAAUCACGACCUCCUUAUUUGAACUCUGGUCUCUAGGAGCCUUAGAUAACCUCGGAGACCUAACGCCACUAGGCCGCAAAAUGACACCCUUCCCAAUGGACCCACCCCUCGCCAAACUCCUCAUCACAGCAUCCUCAGAAUACGAAUGCAGCGAGGAAAUGCUUACCAUUGUCUCCAUGCUCUCCGUCCCAAGCGUCUUCUACCGCCCCAAAGAACGCCAGGAAGAAUCCGAUGCCGCGCGCGAGAAGUUCUUCGUCCCUGAAUCCGACCACCUAACCCUCCUGCAUGUCUACACACAAUGGAAGUCCAACGGCUACUCAGACUCAUGGUGCAAUAAGCACUUCCUGCAUUCAAAGGCCCUGCGACGCGCGAAGGAAGUCCGUGAGCAGUUGCAUGAUAUCAUGGUUGCGCAGAAGAUGCCGCUUGUCAGCUGCGGGACGGACUGGGAUGUUGCUCGGAAAUGUAUCUGCUCUGGGUUCUAUCAUCAGGCUGCUAGGGUGAAGGGUAUUGGGGAGUUUAUUAAUCUGCGGACGAGUGUGACUAUGCAGCUUCAUCCGACUAGUGCUCUGUACGGUCUUGGAUAUGUACCUGAGUACGUGGUGUAUCACGAGUUGAUUCUCACUGCGAAGGAGUACAUGUCGACCGUCACUGCCGUGGAUCCACACUGGCUCGCCGAACUCGGUGGUGUCUUCUACUCCGUCAAAGAGAAAGGCUACUCGCAACGCGAACGCCGCGUCACAGAACUAGAAUUCAACCGCCGCAUGGAAAUCGAGGCCCAAAUCGCCGCGGACCGUGAGCGCGCCACCGCUGAUAAACAGCGCGAACAGGAACGCAACGAUCCCUCAAGACGAAAACGUGAGGUGGAGGUGGGUUCGUCAGUUGUGCGACGGCCUGGUGUCGGUGCUAGGAGGAUUGGGGGGAUUACUGCGUCGUCUUUGUCGUCUGGUGCUAGUGCUGGUGCUGGUCGGGGUGGAGGUGGAGGGAGUGUUGUGAAGAGGCCGCAGGUGAGGAAGAGGGGAGGAAGGGCAUUCUAG
Molecule: messenger RNA, 2352 nt
Organism: Aspergillus chevalieri
Lineage: Eukaryota; Fungi; Ascomycota; Eurotiomycetes; Eurotiales; Aspergillaceae
Gene: PRP16
Product: putative mRNA splicing factor RNA helicase (Prp16)
Exons: 2
Coding region: 1-2352 (783 amino acids)
Biological process (GO): mRNA splicing, via spliceosome
Cellular component (GO): spliceosomal complex; intracellular anatomical structure
Molecular function (GO): ATP binding; RNA binding
Source: RefSeq, a predicted model, not a curated record